This is a messenger RNA of Fibroporia radiculosa, 1923 nucleotides long. RefSeq lists its product as uncharacterized. Gene Ontology annotation, molecular function: glucan endo-1,6-beta-glucosidase activity. The transcript is spliced from 4 exons. Lineage: Eukaryota; Fungi; Basidiomycota; Agaricomycetes; Polyporales; Fibroporiaceae. Gene Ontology annotation, cellular component: extracellular region; cell surface. The coding region runs from base 1 to 1923 and encodes 640 amino acids. Gene Ontology annotation, biological process: glucan catabolic process. The record is from RefSeq and is a predicted model, not a curated record.
AUGGUUCGGACGGUUGCACCUUUUUCUGCGCUGCUACGAGCCUUGAGCUUAACACAAGCCUUUCAAAAACCGACACCGGGAUUUGUACCUUCUCUUGCUGAUUCACCUACUACAGCCCACCAGAGCGUGAAAGCAAGGGACGGGUACGGCUAUCCUCAACCGUCCCCUGGUUACGUGCCGUAUCCUUCUCCGAAUUCUUCAGGAACUUCCUACAUACAAACGGAUUCAAGCCCGUGCAACGUGAAUUUCUACUCGACGCCAUUGGUCGCAAACCAAUCUUUUCCACCAUUUGAUCAGGCAAAGGCUACCGUGUAUCGAUACAGGGAACAGCAGUCAGUGAAUCUGGGAUCAUGGUUCGUUCACGAGAAUUGGAUGACACCCUCUGUGUUUGCUUGCGCAUCUGGGCAACAGCUCUCCGAACUGGACAUUGCUUCUGGCUGGAAUUCUACCACAUCUGCUCGAGCUGUCUUGGAGCACCAUUGGGAUACUUUUAUAAACCAGUCUGACUUCGAGUACUUAGCUAGCAUCGGCAUCAAUACUGUCCGAAUUCCUAUUGGGUACUGGACCUUAGGCCCCGAUUUUUGCCAGGGGACUCCGUUCGAAAACGUUUCUGACGUCUAUCAAAACUCCUGGCCUAGACUUACUCGUGCAAUCAAUUGGGCCGGCCAAUCCGGGAUUGGUGUUCUUGUUGAUUUGCAUGGUGCACCUGGAAGUCAGAACGGACAGCCGCACUCUGGUAUCUCAGACGGCAUUACCGGCUUAUUCGACAGCCCUGCCUAUACGAAUCUCACAAUUACAGUGCUGACGUUUCUCAUGGAACAGCUCAUGAACGUGACGAACGUCAUUGGGAUUGAGCUUUUGAACGAACCUCAAGACGUUCCACAACUCCCCGACUUUUAUAUGAAUGCCAUCUCCUCCAUGAGACAAGUGUCUCCAGCGACAGCAUCCUUUCCUCUCUAUAUACACGAUGCGUUUAACCUUGCCCAAUUCACUACCUUGGUUGCCAAUUUAAUGGGAUUUACGGUAGUGGAUCACCAUUCUUACUUCGUGUUCACUCCCUCGGACAACACAGAGCCUGCCUCACAGCAUACGAGCGACAUUCAAGGCUCAAUCGCAGACUCCUUGAGGUCUGCGGCGUCCCAAGCACGGAAUAACUUGGUCGUUGACGAAUGGUCGUGCGCGCUAACUCCGCAGAGUUUGGCUGGUGAAUCCAAUCCGGAUCAGGCACGCAGAGAUUUCUGCAUAGCGCAGUUAGACACAUACACUAAUGCAACUGCAGGAUGGGGAUUUUGGUCUUACGACAAAGAGGAUUGCUCUGAUGACCCCGGGUGGUGUUUCAAAGCAGCAGUGGGCAACAGUCUCCCCUCGACGUUUUUCUCUUACGGCCAAGGCCCGUUGACCAGUCCGGCGCAACUACCAAAUCUUACUGAUCUUAUGGGAGACAUGAAUGCGCCGUCUGCCGCUAUAAUUGCCAGCUCACAAGCUUCCUCCACCCCAUCCUAUGACGCAGCGUCACCGAUACAGCAAGGUGAGGACCCGGACAUCACGCCCGCUCUCAUGCACCGUAGAAGUUGGUUGCGCAACCAACGACCCGCUGGAUCAUCAUGGAGGAACAAACCUGAAUCCCUGCUUGCCCUACAAACCUACAAACGUCGGCAAAUUGAUGGUGCGACCGGGAUGUCUCCAGCCCAACGAUCUAUUGCGCGAGGUUACUCGGAUGGGUUUCUGACGGCUAAGAUCUUUGCAUUGUAUGGUAUGUCCAAACUAGGCUUUAUCGGACAGUAUACCAAUGACAGUAUCGCAAAACUGGGUCCGAGUGUCGUGAAACCUGGAACGGAGGGUCAAUACCAGGAAUGGUUCUUGCAGGGCUUGCGGGACGGGGAGAAUAUUGUGACGUCUCAUGUUGGUCAAUCGACGAAUUGA